UGAACACGUUGUAUAUUGUACAAAUUUUUUAUUUUUUUCUGUAAAUACUAUAAUUUAAUAUGUCGUUACGGAGAGCGUUAUUCGUUAUCAGAGAUAUAAAAGUAUUACAAAGAACGCUUAUUCAUAGAAGAUUUCAAUCCUCACGAAAGAGCAGCAAUCAGUACAUGUUAACAACAAAAUUAUGUACCAUAUCGUCAUUCACUGCUAUGGGUAUUUGGGGUCUUACAAAAAAGAGAGGUGACAACGAAGCAAUCAUAACUACAAAAGAAGUUCUAAUAGCAAAAGCCGAUGCAUUAUACGAGCAAGAACAAUACCAGGAAAUACAUGACCUUCUAAUAAAUUAUAAAGAUAGCGGUGAUAUUGAAAUUAUAUGGCGUUUGUGUAGAGCAAUGUAUAAAUUGUCUAAAAUUGUGAGUGAAGUGGAUGGAAAGAAAUUAAUUUUCGAAGCUUAUGAUUUAAUACUUGAAGCACUUGAGAUAAAAGAGGAUAAUUGGGCUGCACACAAAUGGGCAUCGAUUCUUCUUAAUUCUAAGACUCUUUAUGAAGGAGUAAAAGCACAAAUAAAAGAGUCAUAUAAUAUUAAGAAACAUAUGCUGAGAGCAAUGGAACUAAAUCCAAAAGAACCAACACUUAUGUACAUGCUUGGUACUUGGUGCUAUCAAGUUGCUGAUUUAACAUGGUAUCAAAGAAAAAUUGCAUCUGUAAUAUUUGGAGAACCGCCAUCUUCAUCAUUCGAGGAAGCUCUAAAAUAUUUUGAAACUGCAGAGGAAAUUGAUCCCAAUUUCUAUAGUCAAAAUUUAUUAAUGUUGGGAAAAACCUACUUAAAAUUAAAUCAAAAAGAGCUAGCUACGAAAUAUUUAAAAAUGGCCCUUGAUUAUCCUGCAAAGAACGAAGAUGAUCGAGAUGCUAAACAGGAAGCGCAGAAGUUGUUAAAGAAAUUUUAACAAACUGGACAGAAGUUAUAAUCUAUUAUAUGAUAAAUUGGAAUUGAAGGGAUAGAAGGGAUAAAGAAAAAUUUAGAAUCUAUCUUUUAAGUAGAAGUAUAAAAUUUAUUUACUAUAAUGUACAAUACAACUUAUGUGUGAUGAGCCUGUUAUACACAACAUCUAUUUACAGUUCCCAAGUAAACCUCUGAAUUGCUUCUGCUUGCAAGCUGCUGAGCAACUGGAGAUAUGGACGUGUUCGAGGGUUGCCUGGUCUUCGCCCCGUCCUUCCCGUCAGAUGGUAUAAAAGGUAGCGAUGCAGGCCAAAUUCCGAGAUGAAUUCACCACAUGGGCAAAUAAAGCUCACCAUAACGUAAUUCGGUGGUAAAUUGUCUCGAGAUUGUCUUCUGAUGUGCAAGCUAUUGUAACCAAGCGGGCACUCUCCCAUCGUUUUGUUAUAAGGCACGAUCUGGAAAAAUAAAAUUAAGAUAGGUAAAUAAACAAAUAAAAUAAAUAAUUUCAAACAAAUUGUUUGAAAAAUCAGUGGAAGAAACGAUUUGAAGGAAAUAAAAUACUUACUGCUCCAAGUGUGGUGAAGAUGUAUAAGGACGCUUUCAAUCGCGAAGCGCUUCCAAACGUGAAGAACUUUCGAACUCGAAGUACUUCCAAAUGCGAAGAAGAAUCUGGAAAAAUAAAAUUAAGAUAGAUAAAUAAAAAAUAAAUAAAUAAUAAAUAAGGAAAUAAAAUAAAUAAUUUCAAACAAAUUGUUUGAAAAAUCAGUGGAAGAAACGAUUUGAAGGAAAUAAAAUACUUACUGCUCCAAGUGUGGUGAAGAUGUAUAAGGACGCUUUCAAUCGCGAAGCGCUUCCAAACGUGAAGAACUUUCGAACUCGAAGUACUUCCAAAUGCGAAGAAGAAUCUGGAAAAAUAAAAUUAAGAUAGAUAAAUAAAAAAUAAAUAAAUAAUAAAUAAGGAAAUAAAAUAAAUAAUUUCAAACAAAUUGUUUGAAAAAUCAGUGGAAGAAACGAUUUGAAGGAAAUAAAAUACUUACUGCUCCAAGUGUGGUGAAGAUGUAUAAGGACGCUUUCAAUCGCGAAGCGCUUCCAAACACGAAGAACUUUCGAACGUCGAGAAUUUUCAAACGUCAAGAACUUCGAAGCGUCAAGAACUUUCAAACGUUCUGUUCGAUAGUCGAAUUGGGAAUGUGAUCUCCGAGCUAGUUGUCGAGCUUAUAUAGACGCCAUUUCGCUUCAUGUUUGCCACCAUUGCCUGGGUUAAGACUCUUAAGGGGGCCCCCUUAUUAACAGGCUGGUAAAGCCUAAGCAGUUGUUGAUUUGUUUGGUGUAUGAAACACGGUUUAAAGGACAGACGUAUUGUGCAGCAGGUAUGCGAAACCUUCUUAAUUACGGAAAGUCCGAGAAUGUUUCUGAGAAUAUACAAUGACAACAGAGUUGGAGGAAAGUGCGAUUCUAAUUUAUUAUUAGUCGUCGAGUAGGAAGCGAAUACAUUGCUUUUUUUUUUAAAUUUACGCUCUUUAAUAAAUAAUAAUUUAUGUGUUACCUCUAUAUGGGUUACAUGGUUAUCACCACUGGGCUAUUAGAGCAAUAAUCGUCUCGGGUGGUAGUUUAUGUUCUGUGUUUACAUUCAUAGAAGUUCGAUAAUAUUAUAAUUAUGAGUUAUUCGAAGUACAUAUACCGCUUAAAUAUAUUCGAAAGAAUGAUAUACUUUAUACAGAAUUAUAUAUUGAAACAUUGAACGAUACAUCUACCAUCGCUUUAUUAUUUCUUACGCAUUAAUUACACAGUCGUCGUAUUAAGUAUAUAGUAAGUACAGCAGAGAAAUAUUUGAUCGAUAUAGUUGUCGGUCGCUUGAGCUAUUCCGAUGAUUAUAUUGUAAAUAUCGUUGGCUUUGAAUAUAUUUUAUCAUCAAGGGACAGCUUCUUAUUGUUGGUAUUUGGCGGAGGGUAACGAUGUUGAGUGGUAAACUCCUUCUAGGUAGAUUCAGGGAGAGGACAAGAGGUAGCUAUAUAAUUCAAAAGCAUUAAUUGUUUUCCUUCUGCUUGAAAGAAUGAUUUAUUGUCAUUAGCCGAUUUUGUGAAAAUUUGUUGAAAAAUUUGCGGCUAAUUUUCCCUUCAAAGUGUUCCAAAAAAGUGAAAAAUUGAAAUUUCGAAAAACCCUCCCAGCGUUACCUGGGGAAAACUGUUACCUAACGAAUGAACUUUGAGUUUUUGAUUUCAGAUGAUGCAGCACCAAGUUAUGAGCAAUUCUACUUUUUUCCGAGACACGUCCGAAUAAUUAUUGCCAUUGCCGUAUUUUUUAAUAUUUCUCCGUGAAAAUUUUAUACAAUAUUCUUCGAAUGUCAUACUUUAAUGUACUAUUGGUUUUAAUAAAGAGUAUCUACAGCCAA
Molecule: messenger RNA, 3329 nt
Organism: Bombus huntii
Lineage: Eukaryota; Metazoa; Arthropoda; Insecta; Hymenoptera; Apidae
Product: regulator of microtubule dynamics protein 1-like
Exons: 7
Coding region: 60-944 (294 amino acids)
Cellular component (GO): cytoplasm; spindle microtubule; mitotic spindle pole
Molecular function (GO): microtubule binding
Source: RefSeq, a predicted model, not a curated record